Messenger RNA from Suhomyces tanzawaensis NRRL Y-17324, 493 nucleotides. RefSeq lists its product as uncharacterized. Lineage: Eukaryota; Fungi; Ascomycota; Pichiomycetes; Serinales; Debaryomycetaceae. The transcript has 2 exons. The record is from RefSeq and is a predicted model, not a curated record. Bases 110 to 493 code for a protein of 127 amino acids. Gene Ontology annotation, cellular component: mitochondrion. Gene Ontology annotation, biological process: mitochondrial respiratory chain complex IV assembly.
AUAUAAUAGUCUUCUUCUCAAAGAGCAAAAGUACACCUGCACACAGAAUCUAAAUUCUAACAUUUUGAUGGUCAGAAGAUCCACGUGAUGGGGCCAUAUCUACAUCACCAUGGGAGCCAGUUGCAAGGAUCAGAAAAAGGCGUUAGCCAUUUGCCUCCAGAGAUCACCAUGCGUGUUGCUCGACCGCAACACCCCCAAGAAGUGCUUGACGGAUCCAGUAUUGAAGCGCGAGUUGCCUGAACUCUGUGUGGCCAAUCUCAAGGCGUUCAUGGAGUGCAAAAACGGUAUGUUCGACAUGAGAAAGAGAAUGCGAGGCAACGCUCCCUUGUCCACCGGAAAGUACGAUGAGACCUACGACAACUUGUCCACUGGCAACUACAACGCCGAGGAAGAAAUGAGGAAAUUGGACGUGUUGAACAGAAACUUGUCGAAACAGAGACAGUUGGCGGAGGCCGAGGAGCGUGCCAAAAUGGGUGCCGAGCCCGCUGCUUGA